GAUAACGUGGACCUGCUGAGAGAGCUGGGUGGUGUAGCAUUUGUAUACAACCUGUCCAAAUCCACCAUUGUUCAUUCAGAUGUAAAGGAGGUUGCUCUCUUUACACUUGGCACUCUUGCAGAAGCCAAUGUGUAUUGCAAGAAUUCUCUGUGCAGAAAGGAGAUUUUUGCAGACAUUGCUAGCUUGCUGGUCAAAGAAGACGUCCCACUUACUCAGAAGAGGGUGUCUGUAUAUAUGCUGUUUGUCCUGGUAGCCAACAACAAGUCAGGACAGACUUUAGCUCAAGCUACUGGCUGCCUGGACAUUGUGCUGGAGCUCUUCAGGACCACUUUCCCCCUGUCCACAGGCGGUAAUUUAAGAAUUUCAUCUCAAACCUUCCAACUAUGGGCAUCUCUGUCUAGUGCCCUGUGUGGGUGUGUCAACAAUCCUCAGAAUGAAGAGGCUCAGCGUAUUUGUGUGGCAGCCUUUCCCAUGAUGAAAAUCUGGCUUCAGCAGAUUUCAGUGCCCUGCGCUGAAAUCUUUCAACCCAUAUGCUCCUUUAUUGCAAUGACAGUUGCAAAUAAUUCGUGUGUACAGGAGAGUUUUUCUGCCUCUGGGGGUUUGGAAACACUUACCCUUGCGCUGGUCAGUCAAGCCUCUGCUGCAGAUAGAAGCUCACUGGCUUGUCAGCUGUCUGUCAUCAUGUCCAAGACCCUGUCGGCAUGCAUCACCGAUAACUCUUCUGUGGCUGCAGGUCUGGCUCAGUAUGGUUUGGUGUCCCACCUUUUCUCCCUGCUGACAAGCUCCUACCUGGACCCUGAUGACAGACUUUCUGUCUUGCUGACAAUUGGACAGUGCACUCAGGCCUCUGCAGAGCACCAGUCACAGCUGGUGGAGUGUGGAGGCCUCCCACCUACGAUAACUUUCCUCACAGAGGACAAGAGUGAGGAGGUUAGGAAGGCUGCUACUUUUAUAUUGGAUACUUGCAAAAAGGCCAUACCUGGAUUAAAACAGGCUGAAAACGAGGAACCCUUUCCAAACAUUGAGGACUUCAAGAGUUCAGCCAGGGAAUUGCUCCACAGGAUUGCUUUGUUAGAGGACAGACAGCUGAAGGAGGUUGAAGAUAAGCAGGAAGACCCAUCAAAUCUAAUGGAAGAUCUGGACCUGCCAUCUCAGUUCUCUGCUUUACCUGUGCUAGCACAGCAGAAGGAAAGCAUAAAAGACAUCCACAGACUGAAGAGCACACAACAGGAAAGUGGAAGUGGCAUCAGACCUCAAACAGCCACAAACACCACUGACAAAGAGAUUGAAAGUGAAAUGAAGAAAUUUCAGGACAGUUUAGGUUUUCUGAGAGAGAAAAUGAAAUCCAACAGAGAUGAGAGCUGUGCAAUGUGCAAGGGAGGAGGAGUCCAGAUGUCUUCUCACAAACAGUCACCAGAGAGAGGCAUCGAGUCACAUUCUGUGAACAGAAAAUCAUUCAAACGUCCAUUACCAGUGUGGCAGACCAAACUGAAAGAGGCUGACUUCCCUGAUGAUUUACAGGACCUCCAGAAAAAGGUGGUGGAUAGAAUUCCACUGGGGGAACGCUCUGGCUCUCAUAUCCGGUGUGCACAUGUGGUUGUGAUUUUGUUUCCCUGUAACUCUCACUCUCUAACUGACAUACAGUGUAAUCUUUUAUUGAAAUUUCCUCUCCUAUGCUCUACCUCUAAAUACUUAAAGAAAAAGAAGAGGCAGGACUUUAGCAAAGAGGAGGUGCGAUACUUGCUGUCUGGGGUGAAGAAGUACGGCUUCUCCUGGAACUCUAUCUUGUGGUCAUAUCCCUUCCAACCUGGACGCACCAAUGUUGACCUGGCCAAGAAAUACAGGAGACUAAUGGUAAUGUGA
Menidia menidia (Atlantic silverside) is the source of this 1863-nucleotide messenger RNA. The record is from the annotation of a GenBank genome assembly. NCBI's taxonomy places the organism in Eukaryota, Metazoa, Chordata, Actinopteri, Atheriniformes, Atherinopsidae.